CUCCGUGUCAACAGCGAUGCUUCAAACCAGCCUUCAGUGCAGCGGGUAUGGCUUCUUCCGCAGCGCCUGACCCGCGCACCUUCGAAAGCUGGGAAGAUGCUUUUCAGUACCCAAUUCCCGUCAUCCGGAAGCUGGAGCAGCAACUCCGCUCCAGCGCCAAUGAGAAUCGUGAGAAGCUGCGGUCGCUCGUGGGAGCGAGCUAUCGCGAUCUCCUCGACACGGCCGAGACAAUCAUCGAUAUGGAGGAGAAUAUGGAGCAGGUCGAAAAUAAGCUUGCGAGAAUAGGACAUAACUGUAACUCGCGCAACAUCGAGCGCAUCGCAAGCAAUGCGGGGACCAUGGAAGCACACAAACAGGGUCGCGAUUCGGAUCAUUAUACCUUUGCCUCGCAACUGGCAAUUUUUCGUAAUUGCCCGGUCGUCAUGACGAGGUUACUGAAAAGCGACGGUCCAUAUCUGCUCAUUGCCAAAGUCCUCGUCGUUUCGCGUCUAUUAUACAAGUCGCUAUCUCAGUCGAAAAGCAAACCGCCAAUCAUUGAACAACUAUGGGACCGCCUGCUCUCGAUUCGUCGCAAGCUAUUGAGGAGGAUAGACAAGCGUCUUGCAGGCACAGUGGGGGACGUAUCGGCCCUGGUGGAAAGCAUGAGCGCCUACGCCCUAGUCACAAGCUCGACACCGACCGAUGUUUUGCAGCACUUUCAUAAGAUGCGGUUGGAGAAAAUGGUUAGCUUGCUUCAGCGAGGUCAUGACGAAUUGGCCAAGCACGGGAUCAGCGCUCUUCGACUGUGCAUUCAGACUUGUCAAGAUACGCAAACUGUCUUCCCACGGCGUUUGGCCGACUCUCUUGCACGGCUCAAGGCGCAACCACUUGUUCAAGAUCCCCAUGUACGGGAGCUGUAUGAAUUGAAUCUGGAUAUUCACGAUCGGUGGAUAGGAGACGAGGCACGCAAUUAUACACCAUGGCCUCGUCACGAUGAGUUGCAGCGUGCGGAUGCUGAACGUAUCAUGCACCAAUGGUCAAAACAAGCCAUUUCCAUGUUUCUUCAAAACAUCAAGAAAGCACUCAAAGAGGAAGGAAGACUGAAGGAAGUCGCGUCGUUGCGCUCGGAACUCAUUGAAACAUGGAUCAUGUCUGGCUCUAGAAUGGCAGGCGUCAAGUCCGCCAAUGUGCUGAACGACCUUCGUGACAGUAUGAACAGUCAUCUUGAAACCAUUAUCCGUGCCCGCACUCAGAAUCUCAAAUCUGUUGUGAUGACAAUCGCAAAGACACUCGAGUCCUGGCCAGUAGACUCCUCGACCGGGUCAGACGUGUCACUGUGGAGUACAACAGCGACACCUUCGGAUCUAUCGAAUGGUGCAGCAGCCUUCAAAUCUACUAUAUCAAAUAUCCACCACGGCCGCAACGAAUCUGUUGUAGAUGUCAUUACCAAAUUCGACGACUGGAUGCAGUCUGUGUUGGAAGUCAAAGGCAUCGUGAAGUCGAUGAAGGAAGCGCGUUGGGAUGAUACGUUUGCCGACGACGUUGAUGAUGAAUCGGAUGACGAGUUCGGGGAUUCGAAACAAACGCUGCUCAGCGAUGAAGAUCCACGUUUACUUGAGGAAGUCACCCAAGAAGCACUGGGCGGUGCGCUUCAAAACCUCGGCAAGAGCUUGGGCAGCAUCGUCGAAGGACUGACCGAAGACGAACAAGACGGCGACAUACAGCAGGUCUGUUUCGUAAUGAGGGUGAUGCGGGAGAUCAGUGAACGCAUCCCAAAACUGCGAUUACAAGACAAAGCAACGCCGCUCAAAACUCCUUUCACAUCAGUUCUGCUAAGUCCAUUACAUUCUGCGCUAGCCAAGCAAGCCGUGCAACCUUCUCUAGCACGGUAUGCGAAAUCUCUUGCAAAAUCGACUCGAGCAAAUUCCAAAAGCCAGAUCCUCUGGGAAGGCAACCCGCCUUUGCCAGCCCAGCCAUCUCCAAGCGCUUUUAGCUAUCUGCAAGCCCUCAACCGGACAAUGGGCAGCUACGGAAGUGAUCUGUGGGCUCCAGCCAGUGUUUCGACCCUCAAACAGACCGCCUCAGAUCAGAUAUCUGCUCUCCUCAACUCCCAUAUCGACUCGAUCGACAAAAUAGUCAUCAAAUCAACCAAUACCGAUUCAAUCUCAAAGACCGAUGAAGUAGCACCUUCAGAAGAAGGCCCCUCUGAAUCCACAACGGCCCCCGAUGGCGAGAAAGAUUCACCCGAGUCGACAGCGGCAGCAACAGCAACCGAUCCCUCGCAACCCCCUCUCCUCCUCCAGCUCAAAGACCAGAAAUUCAAACAAGCCCUCUUCGACGCACUCUACAUCCACCGAUUCCUCACCCACCCCAACCCUAUCGCCUCGGACCCCGCGAACACGCCUUUUGAGAAGUUACUCCGCGAUGCGGCGGAGAAGAGCGCGUUAGAUGAAGCUGGCGUUGCGAGGAUGAGGAGGAGUGCGGCGGAGUACGCGAAGAAGACUUAUCUGCUGUUUGCUUUGCUUGCUUGA
Molecule: messenger RNA, 2510 nt
Organism: Periconia digitata
Lineage: Eukaryota; Fungi; Ascomycota; Dothideomycetes; Pleosporales; Periconiaceae
Source: the annotation of a GenBank genome assembly